Symbiodinium sp. CCMP2592 is the source of this 687-nucleotide messenger RNA. The record is from the annotation of a GenBank genome assembly. NCBI's taxonomy places the organism in Eukaryota, Dinophyceae, Suessiales, Symbiodiniaceae.
AUGGCAGAUGGUUCUCCGGUGAAGACUUCCGUGACAACCAAAGUGUGGUGGACUGACAUGAGCUUCGACAAGGCGACAAGCUCGGUGCAGCGAUCUUUGCAAAAGUUGGGCACGCGGGUCGCCGACCUUGUUCUCAUCCACUGGCCCGGGAGGUGGCUCUCGGGAGACACUGCAGGCAAUCGCGAUGCCCGGGAGGCGACAUGGGAGGCGCUAUGCGAUUUGAAACAGGCAGGCAGCAUUCGCGAGAUUGGCGUGUCGAACUUUACCGUGCGGCAUCUGAAGGAAUUGGAGGGCUACUCGAUGCAGAUGCCUGCAGUAAACCAGGUGGAGCUGCACCCCUACCUGCAGCAGAAGGAGCUGCUUGAGUAUUGCCAGCAGAAGGGCAUCCGAGUGCAGGCUUACUCGCCGCUGGCAUCGGGGCGGCUGCAACUCUUGAGCGACCCACUGCUCAACGAGGUGGCGGCCGCGAAUGGCAUCUCUCCCGCGCAGACUGUCCUAAAGUGGAUGCUGCAACGUGGGAUCACACCCAUCGUCAAAACAACGUCGACAGCGCGGAUGCAACAAAAUCUCCGUGCUGAGACUCUUCCGGACUUGCAGCAAAGUGAUGUCGAUGCCAUCACUGGGCUGGACCGACAGGAGUCCUGCGACCUUUCUGGAGGGCUCGUGAGCCCAGACCGGAUCGCUUAG